AUGAUUGAUUAUGAUACAUUUCGAUUAGUUGCGAAAGCUGUUCAGAAUUCACCAGACGAUCUUUUUGAAAACUAUUCAUUAAUUAAAGGUUUAUUGCUAAAACGACACCCUAUUGCCAAAAAUCGACCGCUAUUAUUUAAUAUUCUUGAAUCUUUAGAAAACUUUAAGAGAAGGAAGACAAUUCUGAUUCCAAUGCCAUACCCAUUGAUUAAAUCAUGCGAUACAACAGCAGUUUAUCAGAAAUUUAAUAAAGAUUAUGAAUAUGAAUUAGAAAAAGUUGAUUUUUCACACCCACAAACAAUUAUAGAUCUAUUUAGAUCAAUUGGAUUUCGAGGUAUCAGAAUUCUUGCAGGAAUGCGUCAUACAACAGGAACAAACGAAAAUCUUUUCCCUCCAUGUACUGAAGAUCUUUAUGAAUCAUUUUAUAGACCAUAUAACCAUGAAGGACUAACUCAUGGUGGCAGAGCAUUUUCUAAACAUUGUGUGAGAGAUUCAUCUAAGUUUUGGGGUACUGUAAAGGGUACAACAAACGAAGUUAAUAAUCAUGCUCAUGGCUGCUUAGAAAAAGUUAUAAUGAAUUCAGUAUGGCAUAAUGUUAUGGUUCUUAGCGCAGAUUGCUAUACAUAUGAAGUUAGAAAUGAAAAUGGCUACGGUGCACGGUGGGAGUUUAAAAAAAGACCAACCAAUAUUCUUUAG
This is a messenger RNA of Trichomonas vaginalis G3, 696 nucleotides long. RefSeq names its product RNA-binding protein family. The transcript is spliced from 2 exons. Bases 1 to 696 code for a protein of 231 amino acids. NCBI's taxonomy places the organism in Eukaryota, Parabasalia, Trichomonadida, Trichomonadidae. The record is from RefSeq and is a predicted model, not a curated record.